AUUUUAUUUAAGACGCACAACUAGUGUGAAAUAAAAAAAAAAAAUCAUAUUUCAAUAGGCUAUACUUUUAAAAAUAACCUACUACAAAUUUACAUGAAUAUCUUAAAUAGUUUUGAGGUUAGAGCUUUCUAAAGUGUAGUCGCUCAGUUCAUCAUACAUCAGUUUAUCUUUAAAUGCGUUUUUCUCAAAACUACACUUAUUUAAUGUGUCUGAGAUCUUUUUUGCUCUGUAUAUAGUAUGACUUACCAUACAAUGACCUACCAAUUUUAGCAGGUGGAAAACAACCAACAUUCAACUUUUGUAGUUUUUCGAAAUGCCGCCAUUUUUUAAAUUUUUGAUUUUUUUCCACUAUAUGUCAUUGGUCGAAGAAUAUCUUCUAGUACAAAAAUGUUAAAGUUUCAACCACGGAGAAGCCCGCAAUCACUGCAGCAGUUAAAGGUAUUUUUUUAGCACCGUCUAAUCACUAAUUAAGUCACUAAUUUUACUGUGUAUUCUUGAAAUGCAAGAUAAAGUAGUUUUUUUUUGUAAUUCCCAAAAAUCGGCUUUUUUAGGCUGUCAGACUAGGCGUGCACUUUCUAUAUCAUCAACAUUGAAUAAGCAGAAUGGGCUGUUCUAAAAUAUGGUCUAUUGCACGAUUGCACCCAUGAAAGUCGGUUCUAUUUGACAGCACUUCCCCAAAUUAUUUCGACAAAGAUCAUUUACUCAUUUAAAAACUUAAACAAAUAAAGCCGCCUGUAGGAUGCAUAAGUAAAAAAAAAAAAAACAAAUUUACGGCGUCUAAAGAUCUACGCUCGCAGAGUCCAAACCACAACUAAAAAAAUAUCUACCGCUCAUCUCUCAUAUCUAUUAAUUGUACAAAUUAAAUGUCUCUGCUACCAAAAGGAACGAAAAUCCAAAUCAAAGUCAGGAAAAUAAGAGGACGACAAGCAACAACUUUUCCCCAAUGGUCAGUGAGUGUCGUGGCAAAUCAAUAGCGAAUAGUCUGCGUCUGUUGUUCAAGCGAAACGCUGGUAAAAAUAAAUAAAUAAAUACCGUACAAACAUUCUUAAAAUAAGUAAAUCGUCAGUUGCAUUCAUUUUCGAAAUGGAGAAAUAUAUGACGGGCCGUCCGCAACGCAAUCGACGACAUAGCAGACGCGCCUGGCCACCAGAAGAUGAUCUACAUCAACCGCGUCUUGUUAAGCGACUUUUUACGCCCGAGAUUAAGCGCAUGCUUAAAGAUUGGCUUGUGCGCCGGCGCGAAAACCCCUAUCCAAGUCGUGACGAAAAGAAGCGCUUAGCUAUUCAGACAGGACUUACAUACACACAAAUUUGCAAUUGGUUUGCUAAUUGGCGACGAAAAUUGAAGAACUCAGAGCUGGAGCGCAAUAAAAGAUCUUGGGGUCAUCUUAUUAAGCAUUACAAUACAAACGCACGUGGAAAUGUGGAGCAAUUUAGCAUAUCUUCGGAAGAUAGCAUUUGGGAAGAAGAUGAAUUGGAGCGCGAUGAUGACGUGGAUAAGCACAGCGAUGACGACGAGUAUGAAUCACGUGAAGGUGGCAUUUCCAGUGGCACCGAAGGUGCAACCAGCUCAACAGGCGCUUGUAGCUACGAUAGUUUUGUGCAGAGAAAGUCCAAAAUGAGUUGCUUUAUGAAAAAUCAUACAUACGGUAAUCGAAAUGUGAAAACGGCGGUUAACGAGAGCUCGAAUAAAUCAGUAGAUAGCUCCGUAUUUUAUGGUGGCACAGUAACAACACAAGAACAACAACCACAAAUUAUUCAAAAGUCAAAUCCAAUCACACACACAGCAAAGUACAAACAGAAAAUGAUGGAAAAGUAUCUGCGCGAUACGCAUGGCACACAUUCAAAUGCAAUGGCAUCACAAUGUACGGCACACACUGUCAAUGAUGGUUUUAACAACAAACAGUUCGAUGUCGAAGCGGCUAUUCACAGUGGAGAUGACAGCGAUGGCGUUCGUCAUGGUGAUCAUGCAGCUUUGUCCAAAUGGUUGGAGAGUGCUGCACGCUUUACGCCUGACAAAAACAACUACUUUAUCGAGUGGAAUGGCAAAACCGGCAAAAUGGAAAAAAAGCAACGCAUAAAACAACUACGACGCAUCACCAUUGUACCAGCCAACUCCAGCGGUGACACGCGACGCCAAUCCUUAACUACCUGCCCUACACAAUUAGAAUUAGACGCCGCAGAAGCAUUGGCAAAUAUGGCAUUUAAUUGCCGGCAACGAAUAAGGGAUUGUAAUCAUAACGGUGUAUGUCUGCCGACUGUCAAUGCAAUUAGUUCCUAGCAAUUGUUGCAUACAAAUUAAUAAACAUGAACAUUUACAGCAUUCCAGUGUAAAUAAUGGGUGCCAAAGUCUAAGCGAAUAUUCCUGACAUCAUUGAUAAUGAGUUAAAAAGACAAAGAAAUGAGUGAAAUGUGCGAAUGAACAAAUAAAAAUUUUAAUAAAUGAUAUUUUUCA
Messenger RNA from Bactrocera oleae (olive fruit fly), 2454 nucleotides. Its product is annotated as iroquois-class homeodomain protein irx-5. Gene Ontology annotation, biological process: regulation of transcription by RNA polymerase II; muscle organ development; cell development. NCBI's taxonomy places the organism in Eukaryota, Metazoa, Arthropoda, Insecta, Diptera, Tephritidae. Gene Ontology annotation, cellular component: nucleus. Gene Ontology annotation, molecular function: RNA polymerase II cis-regulatory region sequence-specific DNA binding; DNA-binding transcription factor activity, RNA polymerase II-specific. The record is from RefSeq and is a predicted model, not a curated record.